AUGGCCUUCGUCGCCCCCCUUCCCGUGCCCACGCACUCCGCCGCCGCCGCUCGCCGACCACUCACCCACCGCCGCCAUGCCGUCGUCGCGGUCGCCGCGCCGUCCCGCUCCACUCCCACCACCAAGCCUGCCGUCACACACCCCAUGACUCUCACUGAGAAGCUCCUCGCGCGCGGCGCCGAAAAGCCCUUCGUCAAGCCCGGUGAUAACGUCUGGGUCAACGUCGACGCCCUCAUGACACACGAUGUGUGCGGCCCGCCCACGUUUGGCAUCUUCAAGCGCGAAUUUGGCGACGACGCCAAGGUCUGGGAUCGCAACCGCGUCAUCAUCAUCCCAGAUCACUACAUCUUCACGGAGGACAAGAGAGCAAACAGAAACGUCGACACGCUCAGGCAGUUUGCGACGGAGCAGGAUAUCAAGUAUUUCUACGACAUCAAGGACCUUUCAAACUUUCGCGCCAACCCGGAUUACAAAGGCGUGUGCCACAUCGCCCUCGCGCAGGAAGGCCAUACCAGGUCUGGUGAGAUUCUCUUUGGCACCGAUUCACAUACGUGCAACGCGGGCGCCUUCGGCAUGUUUGCCACGGGCAUCGGCAACACCGAUGCUGGCUUCAUUCUCGGCACGGGCAAGCUGCUGGUCAAAGUCCCGCAGACCAUGCGCUUUGAAAUGAACGGCAACAUGCCAGAUUACCUCCUCGCCAAAGACCUCAUCCUCAACAUCAUUGGCGACAUUGGCGUCGGCGGCGCCACAUACAGAGCCAUGGAGUUUGCGGGCUCGACCAUCGGAGACUUGUCCAUGGAGGAGCGCAUGACCCUUUGCAACAUGGCCGUCGAGGCAGGCGGCAAGAACGGCCUCAUCGCCGCCGAUCACCGCACCGAGGCUUACCUGGCCGCCAGGGGGUCCAAGCCCACCGAGAUCUUCCACACCGACGAGGAAGCAUCGUUCUACGCCGAUUACAAGUACAAUGUCGCUGACCUCGAACCAGUAGUCGCAAAGCCCCACUCGCCUGAUAACCGCGCCCUCGCAAAGGAGUGUAGUGAUGUCAGGAUUGACCGCUGUUACAUCGGCUCAUGCACCGGAGGAAAGACAGAGGACUUCCUGGCUGCCGCCCGCGUUCUGCAAGGCCGCAAGGUGGCAGUACCCACGUUUUUAGUACCAGCCACGCAGAAGGUGUACGAGGACGUCGAAACCCUCCGCAUCAACGGCGAGACCCUCAAGGAUAUUUUCUACAACGCAGGCUGCAUCGCUCUAGGUGACCCGGGUUGUGCCGCUUGUCUGGGUGGUCCGUCGGAUACAUUUGCUCGGCUCAACGAACCCCUAGUCUGCGUUUCCACUACGAACCGGAACUUCCCGGGUCGGAUGGGUGACAAGGAAGGCCAGAUUUACCUUGCUUCCCCCUACACCACAGCUGCGUCCGCUGUCACUGGUUAUGUCACAGAUCCAAGAGAAGUCUACGAUUUUGAUGCCAACAAACGUCAUCCGACUGAGACUCUUGCAGAUUAGGGUAUAUAUAAGAGCAAUGCACAGUACACUAGUUCGUCACAGCAGUGGGAGUAGAGGGCAAGGAUUAAAUGAUUGAGGGUUCGUAACCGUGGUCUGCGUUGUUUUUGUCA
Messenger RNA from Chondrus crispus (carragheen), 1613 nucleotides. RefSeq names its product 3-isopropylmalate dehydratase. The transcript is spliced from 2 exons. The record is from RefSeq and is a predicted model, not a curated record. Gene Ontology annotation, molecular function: 3-isopropylmalate dehydratase activity; 4 iron, 4 sulfur cluster binding. Lineage: Eukaryota; Rhodophyta; Florideophyceae; Gigartinales; Gigartinaceae. Bases 1 to 1503 code for a protein of 500 amino acids. Gene Ontology annotation, biological process: amino acid biosynthetic process.